Chlamydomonas reinhardtii is the source of this 2360-nucleotide messenger RNA. RefSeq lists its product as uncharacterized. Bases 604 to 1632 code for a protein of 342 amino acids. The record is from RefSeq and is a predicted model, not a curated record. The transcript is spliced from 4 exons. NCBI's taxonomy places the organism in Eukaryota, Viridiplantae, Chlorophyta, Chlorophyceae, Chlamydomonadales, Chlamydomonadaceae. Gene Ontology annotation, cellular component: cytosol. Gene Ontology annotation, biological process: protein phosphorylation. Gene Ontology annotation, molecular function: ATP binding; eukaryotic translation initiation factor 2alpha kinase activity.
CCGCCAAGCCCAACGCCCUGGCUGCCUUCCAAGCCACCAGACACCACGUCUUGACCCAAAGUACUGCAACUAAAGAGGCGCAGGACAGGCCCAAGCCAAGGCGGAGGUCGUUCUCGACACUGGCUGUUGGCCUGUUCCAUAUGUCCACCAGUUACCUUAUCAUUGCCAAACCAGGUAUAAUGAAGCGUUGGCAGUGACUGACCUGCUUACAGGUCGACGCGCUGGUAGCAUGGUGUUUGUGGGGUCCUGUGCGUACAUCGCAGGAGGACAUGGUAAUGCUGCAUGUAUGAGCUAACGAUACUCUGCCCUGCGCCUUCAGGCGGCCGUCUCCGGACCUCGGUGCCGUUUAAAAAUGUCUGAGUUGGACUCCCUGAAUCGUUAACCGAGGUUCUCAGGCUGAGGCAAAAGAUGACAGAGUUAGAUACAUUACAAUGUGAUCGAGCGGGACACAGGCCAGGGCAUUUGGGACCCGCCUGUGAACAUGCACGACACACUACUGGUCACUGACUUGCCGACCUACAAAAUCGCGCGCCCAGAAGCUUGUUGUUAGGCUAGCCCUGCAUUAAAAGCUUACUCCAUACAUUGCACCCUCUCUGCUGCAAGAUGAACACCACCAGCUUCAUUAAGGGCCCAGCCGUGAAAGCCGCGUGCAUCGCUAUCCUGGCGGGCACCGCCACGUUCGUGCUCGCUCGGCGAGGAGGCUUGCUACGGAUCCUUCGCCGCAAAAGCGACUGUAAACCCAAGGACAAGUCAUGCAGCGCGAAAAGCGGUAUCGCGACUGUUUCAUCUUCGCCCAACGACGCGGCCGCGGUGCCUUUGCGCGAUGACCUGCAGCCGACGAAGGCCGCCGAUGAGGCCGCUGACGCCACCUCCAGCAGCGGCGGUGAGCUGGCAGGGCUGGCUGCUGCCGCGGGCUGCGAGCACGCGGUGCAGUGCCUGGGCUACCGGCUGCCGACUGAUGACGACGAGCGGGCGGAGCUGCUGCUGAGCUGUGCGGAGGGCGGCUCCGUAGAGAACCUGCUGAACGCGCUGGCCAAGGAGCACUUUGAUCGCAUUGACAACGCGCCCGAGCGCCGGCGCACCGGCAAGAACAAGGACAAGUAUGAGAUGCUGCCGUACCCCGGCAACACGCUCAUGGAUGAGGCUGACCUGAAGGGCAUGCUGCGUGCCAUGGCGCUCUUCAUCAAGCACCUGAACGCUCGCGGCUACAUGCACUUCGACCUGAAGCCCGCCAACCUGCUAUACGACAUCGCGCCUGAUGGCAGCAAGGUCUUCCGCGUGUGCGACUUCAACCUGGCAGUCAAGACCGACAGCAAUGGCCGCGUCGCGCGCGCCCAGGGCGGCACCCGCGGCUUCUGGGCGUGGGAGACGUACUGCCAGCUGGAGGGCCUGGAGGUGAAGCACCCCAUCACCCGGGCCGCUGACGUGGCCUCCAUGGGGCUGGUGCUGGCGGACGCCGCCGGGCUGCACUGCCUGGGGGGCGGGACCCAGGCCUACCUGGAGUACCUGCGCGACCUGCCCCGCCGCACGCCGCCCGCGCUCAAGGAACUGAUCGAGUGGAUGGUGGCGGAGGACCCCGCCGCACGCCCCACUCCGGACCAGAUCCUGGCGCACCGGUGGCUGACGGAGUAGUGACGUGGCUAUUGCGAAGGUGACGGGUUGCAAGUAGCUGUGAUGAGACGGGGGGCAAGGGCGCGGGGGCACGCACGGCAUCAGCGGUUCCCCCUGCACGGCAUGGUUGCAUGGCAAAGCUUGCAGGCCGUGGUGCGUCGCUAGGGCGAUUGGGGUUGCAUUGAGAACAGUGGCUCAAUUGGGGACGCCAUGCACCCACAGCAGCUGCAGGGGUAUUGCACUUGACAGGACGGUUGGGCUUUCAGCUUUUAUCUUGUGCUGUGCCAGUCUGUAUGGAUCCACCGGUUUUGUUUUGCAUACGGCUCGUGCCAGCUCGUGCUGUCGUGCCUGGCCACAACCACAGUGACUUCUGCAUGUUGGUUGCCACAAACGUGUACAUGUGUGUCUGGGAUCGUGCGUCCUUAUAUAUGGCUCACGUAGCCUGAAUGGUAAUAAGACUUGAUGACUAGCUGAGACUGCUUAGAUUGCAUUGGUAACAAGAGGGACGCAGUUCACGCGCCAGUGACUGCUUAGGAUUUCCGUACGUAGGGUUGUGAAAGCGUUUUCCUUGUAAGGGGCCCGUAGGCCGGCAAUCAUGCAGGACCGCCAGUGAGGCGAGGUAGCGUAGUUGGCCAUCGACGGCGAUGCUGGACUGCGUGCCCGAUGAGCUGCUAGUGCUGGCGGGGGCAUAUGAAAUGUUGCGCACGAGCAGAACAUUCCGGUGUAGCAGCACCGGAAUGUCCGGUAAC